Messenger RNA from Anopheles cruzii, 3900 nucleotides. It is a transcript of the gene pea, whose product is annotated as ATP-dependent RNA helicase DHX8. The record is from RefSeq and is a predicted model, not a curated record. Gene Ontology annotation, molecular function: ATP binding; RNA helicase activity; RNA binding. Lineage: Eukaryota; Metazoa; Arthropoda; Insecta; Diptera; Culicidae. Bases 41 to 3817 code for a protein of 1258 amino acids. Gene Ontology annotation, cellular component: intracellular anatomical structure; catalytic step 2 spliceosome. Gene Ontology annotation, biological process: mRNA splicing, via spliceosome; spliceosomal complex disassembly. The transcript is spliced from 3 exons.
UGAAAUUGUAAAAGCGUCUCUCUAAUAAAAAACUUCCAACAUGGAAGAGCUAGAACAGUUGGAACAUUUAUCUCUGGUGUCCAAAAUCUGCACGGAAUUGGAGAACCAUCUCGGGUUGAAUGAUAAGGAUUUAGCUGAAUUCAUCAUCGAUUUGGCCCGGAAGAACCCAACCCUCGACGCAUUCAAACGGGUACUGCUGGAAAAUGGUGCCGAAUUCUCCGAAUCUUUCACAGCCAACUUGCUGCGCAUCAUCCAACUCAUGCGCUCGGCCAGCGGCAAGGUCCCCGGAACCGGUUUCGAGGACGAUGAUGACAAUGGGAAAGUGCUGGCGAAUAAAUUCCCUGGUCUCGCGAUACCGAACAACCGGAAAGCGUACUCUUCGGAUGAGGAGGAAGAGAAAAAGGAAGACAAAAAACGGCGUCCUGAUGCUGCGGUUGAUGAUAUGUUGGCAGAGCUAGAGCAAAUGGCGCCCUCGAAAGCCGGCAACAGUAAGGUGUCCCGGGAGCAGCAGGAAGUGAACAAUAUGUUGGCUGAGCUCGAAAGCUUAGCUCCCUCCAAGGAAACGGAUGGUGGCACGAAGGAAAGCAAACGGCGUACCGAACGACGCAGUUCUUCCAAGGAGCGGCACAGGAAAGAGCGAAGCCGGUCACGGGAGCGGCGUCGAGAUCGGAGUCGAUCGCGUGACCGACGAAGACGAAGAUCACGCUCGAGGGACCACAAACGACGAAGUCGUUCGAAGAGCCGGGACAGGGGUCGCGAUCGCAGUAACCGUGAUCGUCGGGAUCGUGAUUAUGAUCGCCGCUCGCGCCGCAGUCGUUCGGGAAGUCGUUCAAAGGAUCGUGGUCACGCUCGAAACAGAAGUGCUUCCCGAGAACCAGCACCGGCGAUGGUCGAACGCCGCAAACGCACGCCGCCAAUGCCGGAGGAACCCGAAGCGGGCAAAAUCUAUGAAGGACGCGUCGUAAAUAUCGUGGCGUUCGGGUGCUUUGUGCAGCUGGUUGGUUUUCGUCGCAAAAAGGAAGGCCUCGUGCACAUCUCCCAGCUGUCUACGGAGGGGCGCGUGAAUCUUGUGACCGAUGUCGUCAAUCGCGGAGACGACGUGAAGGUGAAGGUAAUGUCGCUGGCAGGCAAUAAGAUCUCCCUCAGUAUGAAGGAGGUAGACCAAGCAACGGGCCGCGAUUUGAAUCCUCUGUCGCAUGCCCAUCUUCAAGAGGCGGCCGACUUGCAGAGUCGCAAUCCGGAUCGGCCAAUGUCCGUGCCGUCUAUGCUUAGCCUGCAGGAGGGAGCACUGGAGCCGCUGGAGGAAACAUCUCGCAAGAAGGUAACACGCAUCAGUAGCCCCGAACGGUGGGAAAUUAAACAGAUGAUCUCGUCCGGUGUGAUCGAUCGCUCCGAGAUGCCCGACUUUGAUGAGGAAACGGGGCUGCUGCCGAAAGACGAGGACAGUGAGGCGGACAUUGAGAUCGAAAUCGUCGAAGAUGAACCACCGUUCCUGCAGGGGCACGGUCGGGCUUUGCAUGAUCUGUCCCCGGUGCGCAUUGUUAAGAAUCCGGAUGGUUCACUGGCCCAAGCUGCCAUGAUGCAAACGGCACUCGCCAAGGAACGGCGAGAGCAAAAAAUGCUACAGCGUGAACAAGAGAUGGACGCGGUGCCUACGACGAUGAACAAAAACUGGAUCGAUCCGCUCCCGGAUGAGGACGAUGAGCGUACGAUGGCUUCGAACACGCGUGGCGUUGGUAUGUCCACGCAGGACGUGCCCGAAUGGAAAAAGGCCAUCAUCGGCGGUAAGAAAAGUUCGUUCGGACGCAAAACGGAUAUGAGCCUCGUGGAGCAACGCCAAUCGCUACCCAUCUACAAACUUCGCGACGAUCUGAUCAAGGCCGUAACGGACAAUCAAAUGCUGAUCGUGAUCGGUGAGACGGGUUCCGGGAAAACGACACAAAUUACCCAAUACCUGGCCGAAAGCGGAUUUAUUGCGCGCGGAAAAAUUGGCUGUACGCAACCGAGACGUGUGGCGGCCAUGUCGGUCGCUAAGCGUGUGGCCGAAGAGUACGGUUGUCGGUUGGGACAAGAGGUCGGCUACACGAUCCGAUUCGAGGAUUGCACCAGCCAGGAAACGGUGAUCAAGUACAUGACGGACGGUAUGCUGUUGCGCGAGUGUUUGGUCGAUUUCGAUCUCAAGCAGUACUCCGUGAUCAUGUUGGACGAAGCGCACGAACGGACCAUCCACACGGACGUGUUAUUUGGGUUGCUCAAGCAAGCCGUCCAGAAGCGCCCCGAGCUGAAGCUGAUCGUAACGUCGGCCACACUUGAUGCGGUUAAAUUUUCGCAGUACUUCUUCGAAGCCCCGAUCUUCACCAUUCCGGGUCGAACGUUCCCGGUGGAGAUACUGUACACGAAGGAACCGGAAACGGACUAUCUGGACGCUUCCCUCAUCACCGUAAUGCAGAUUCACUUGCGCGAACCACCCGGCGACGUGCUGCUCUUUCUCACUGGCCAAGAGGAGAUCGAUACGGCGUGCGAGAUACUUUACGAGCGUAUGAAAUCACUCGGACCGGACGUUCCGGAAUUGAUCAUUUUGCCCGUCUAUUCGGCGCUUCCCUCCGAGAUGCAGACGCGAAUCUUUGACCCGGCGCCGCCCGGCAGUCGGAAGGUUGUGAUCGCAACCAACAUCGCCGAAACAUCACUCACGAUCGAUGGUAUUUACUACGUCGUCGAUCCCGGUUUUGUGAAGCAAAAGGUGUACAACUCAAAGACCGGCAUGGAUUCGCUCGUCGUGACACCGAUUUCACAAGCGGCCGCCAAACAGCGUGCGGGACGUGCUGGGCGUACGGGCCCGGGAAAAGCCUACCGUUUGUACACCGAGCGUGCAUACCGUGACGAAAUGUUGCCAACGCCCGUGCCCGAGAUACAGCGUACCAAUCUGGCCACCACCGUGCUGCAGUUGAAAACGAUGGGCAUUAACGAUUUGCUUCACUUUGAUUUCAUGGACGCUCCGCCCGUUGAGUCCCUGGUGAUGGCACUGGAGCAGCUCCACUCGCUGUCGGCGCUGGAUAAUGAAGGAUUGCUCACACGCCUUGGCCGGCGGAUGGCCGAAUUUCCGCUCGAGCCGAACCUCUCCAAGUUACUCAUCAUGUCCGUGGCUCUACAGUGCUCGGACGAGGUGCUGACGAUCGUGUCGAUGCUGUCGGUGCAGAACGUGUUCUACCGACCAAAGGACAAGCAAGCGCUGGCCGAUCAAAAGAAGGCCAAAUUUAAUCAGAUCGAGGGUGACCAUCUGACGCUGCUGGCGGUGUACAAUAGUUGGAAGAAUAACAAGUUUUCUAAUGCUUGGUGCUAUGAAAACUUUGUGCAAAUCCGCACACUGAAACGGGCCCAGGAUGUACGCAAACAGUUGCUUGGCAUCAUGGACCGACACAAGCUGGAUGUGGUGUCGGCCGGAAAGAACACGGUGCGCGUGCAGAAGGCAGUCUGUUCCGGAUUCUUCCGCAAUGCAGCGAAAAAGGAUCCACAGGAGGGCUACCGUACGUUGGUGGAUUCGCAGGUCGUUUACAUUCACCCAUCGAGCGCGUUGUUCAAUCGACAACCGGAAUGGGUGGUUUACCACGAACUCGUCCAAACGACAAAGGAAUACAUGCGCGAGGUAACGACCAUCGAUCCGAAGUGGCUGGUCGAGUUUGCACCCGCCUUCUUCCGGUUCUCCGAUCCCACGAAACUAAGCAAGUUCAAGAAGAACCAACGGCUGGAACCCCUGUACAACAAGUAUGAGGAACCGCACGCUUGGCGUAUCAGUCGAACGCGAAGAAGACGCAACUAAGCUCCUCCAACUCUGGAAAGAGCUAUUCCUUUUCCUGAGAUUGUAGACUAUUUUACGGGCAAAACAAAAGAACUACAAAUACA